GAAAGCGCUGCUCAUGUCGGAAUCCUCCCGAUCAUCUCCAACACGGUGACAAUGUAGCGGGGACAAGCGGCGCGGAUCUCCACCGGUGGAGAGAGAAGUGGGGACGCACGGGCACGGUUCUGAUGAGGGGAUUAAUGCCAAUCUGCAGCGGCGGCGGCGCAUGAAUGGAUAUGUGCAGAAAAAGUGUGGAUAAGUGAGUGACCACAGGAUGGACACUACGGAGGUCAUCCUCUCUGUGUUGGUGGUUGUUAUUAUUAUAGUGUCGUUGUUGUCCAACGUCCUGGUGCUGGUCUGUUUCCUGUACAACCCGGAGAUCCGCAAGCAGGUGCCCGGUCUCUUCAACCUCAACCUCACCUUCUGCAACUUGUUGCUGACCGUGUCCAACAUGCCGCUCACUCUGGUGGGACUCGUCAGCAAGACUCAGCCGGGAGGGGACGGCUUCUGUCAGAGCGUGGGAUUCCUGGAGACCUUCCUGUCCACGAACUCGAUGCUGAGCAUGGCCGCGCUCAGCAUCGACAGGUGGAUCGCGGUGGUGUUCCCGCUGAGGUAUCACUCCAAAAUGCGCCACAAGGACGCGGCGUUUGCGCUCGGCUACACGUGGGCGCACUCCAUGUCCUUCUCCACGGUGGCCACCUGCCUCUCCUGGGUGGGAUACCACCGGCUUUACGCGUCCUGCACCCUGGCCAACCCCAGGGCGAGCAGCCGGACCCAGUUUGUCAUCUUCACCGUGUUUUUCCACUCCUUCACCUUUCUCCUGUCUUUUAUAGUGUUAUGUGUCACUUACCUCAAAGUACUGAAAGUGGCGAGGUUUCACUGUAAAAGGAUCGACGUCAUUACAAUGCAAACUUUGGUGCUGCUGGUGGAUAUACAUCCCAGCGUCCGCCAGCGUUGCCUGGAGGAGCAGAGACGGCGGCGGCAGAGAGCGACGAGGAAGAUCAGCACGUUCAUUGGCACCUUCAUGCUCUGCUUUGCUCCCUACGUGAUCACCAGGAUUGUGGAGUUAUUUCCAGCAGUGCCUAUCAAUCCUCACUGGGGCAUCGUCUCCAAGUGCUUAGCGUACAGCAAGGCGGCGUGUGACCCCUUCGUGUACUCGCUGCUUCGACACCAGUACAGGAAGACGUGCUCUGACAUCAUCAAUAGGCUGCUGAAGCGCGGCUCCUUAAACACGUCCGGCCGCGGCCAAGACAACCAAGUCAACAGCAUACCGACAGUGGAGUGACGGAGAGAGUGGACUGAUGGGAGACGGUCCGAGGGUGGACUUGGCUCUCGGACGACAUGAAGCUGAUUUAUUGUUGAUGAGGAAGAAGAAGACAAAUGUCCGUGUUCUGUAUCUGCCUGAAUCUAAUGUGACAUUUCAAGACGCGAGCGGCGACACCGACGAGGCACAGAGGCCACUGUGUUUGCACAGCGAGUGUCCACAGCAGCGUCAGUGGAGAGGACAUUUCACAAAUGGCAGAUCUCGCAUCCACUUAGAGAGAGAGCGCUGUGUCUCACAUGUCUCGGGCCUCACUCAAACACGUACUGAUUUUGCAGUAUGUGUUUGUGUUUUAAAAAUAAAUCACUGUAGUAUAUAUAUAUAGUCAUAUUUAAAAAAAGAGACAGGAGUGGCUGUACGUAUGUUGUAGUCUGUGCAAAGUGUUUGCAAGUGACAAGUAACGCGUCCAUACUGUAUGUAGCACUGAGAACUAGCCUAACCAAAAUUAACUGUAUUGUAUAAGUAAUUAAAUAGCCGUAUAAAAAAAAAAAGAAAAAAGAUGAAAUCAUACAAUACAGCAGACGGUGCAGCUGCACAGUCUGGCUCAGGUUUUUUUUCCACACUUGAUCUCUCUCGGUCAGACACAUUCUUAGACGACUUUCCUUUUUCUAAGUGCAUCGCUUUGAAGCACGAGGGCCAGUGGAAGGAAGGCAGGAACAAGCAGGACUUCAUGUUUGCUGUUUGAAGGACUUACUGACCUGGCCAAGCAGAGGUUUAAUGGGAAACAUGGGCCUUGAAAACCAGCUGCCUUUGCUAUCAUGACUGACAUGUGCCCCUCAGGUUGUUUAGUCAACUGGAGCGUGACCAACUGUACUUGUUAUUCACAGAGGGGAGUAAACCCACAGAGACUGCAUCGCCCUCUGAAGGCCCACAUGAUGUCUGUCACGUGUAAUUGACUGGCGAUCUGUCGUUUGUCUACAGUGAUAGCAGCAAUCGGCAGUUCUUCCAACAGGCAAAAAAAAGCAAAAAUAAUCCUUUCCCUGAAGUGAGUGCAGCAGUAUCAUGAAUAUUACUGCCACCUUUUCUUUUUCACCAUGUCAUUUGUUGCAAUUACUGAAUCGGACGUUGGCGAGACCACACGAAGGCAAUGAUCGCUCUCAUAAUGGAGAAUAAUUUCGAGUUCUUGGGCCUCCAAGCGGAGAGGCACACUUAAAAAUGAAUAACUGAUCAGUUUAUGAUUACACCACUCACGUACAUUUGAAAGCUCAGUGGGAUAACAAACUAGUUUACGAGGCUAAAUAUGAUCGCCGUGAAUGGGUACACUCCACAGUGUGGUUCCAUUUCAAUAUUGAGGUUGCUGUUGAAAGGAUUUAAAGAUGUAAAAUGAACUUUCUUCAUCGUUUCUACCUCAAGAGGUGGUGUUGUUUUUGUUAAAAAGGGAGUGGGUUGGAUGUAACGAAAAGCAAUAGUUUUACCACAUUUUAAUAACACUUACAUCUGCAUAAGCUAUUAGAAAAUACACACUAUACAUUUAACAUGAUUUCAGAGUACAGUAGAGUCCUAAAAGAUGAAGCGAACAUAAUAAUUCAACUUAAAAUCUCACAAACAACGUAUCAAUGAAUAAAAAUUCCCUCAUUUCAAAGUGGAGACCAUAGUCUUUGUUUACAUGAAACAUUCAUAUCACUAAUUCUCCACCCGUGUGUUUAGAUGUAUUCAUGGAAAUCAGAGAGACAGCUUUCAUAGUAUUUGAUUCAUAAGAAGAGAUACAUGGCAACCAAUAAUAAACAUACAGUGUUAGUCGUAUAUUUGUCGCAUAUUAGAGUUUUCCAAUGCGAUGUGUAGCUACUGAAGGACGACAUUACCACACAUUUACAUGAACACUAAAUUCAUACAUAAUUCUACAUAUUUAAGUCAAAUCGUGAAGACUCACUCCGUGUUGUGUCUGCCGUGUUACGCCCACUUUUUUCUGUAUCAGAAGACAGGCAGCUCUGUAUCAGAGAGCUUUUGACCGGGUUCCACUAAAGAGUUGACGUCAUUUAGGAGAAGGUGCUUCAAAAAAAAAACAAAAAAACAUAGUAUAUAUUAUAUAUUGUACUGUUGUAUUUUGAAAGUUCAUUUUACAGGACAUAUGACUUUUCCGUGCAUUUGUACACAGUGUGUUUAGUGUUUCGUGUGAGCAUGCAGGGCGGGUUUAUAAGUGACAUAUUGUGUGUAUUUACAAUUGAAACACACACAGUGCCAAAAUUCCAAAAAACAUUAAAAGGCCAAUUGAAAUACCCAAUUCCUAAUUAAUAAUUUUUAUUAUUAUUGUUAUUGUUAUUUUGUGUCCACACUUAUUAGCAUUUAUGAUAACACAGAUGGGAAAUGUUUGUUUAUGUCAUAUUUAUUGUGUGUUACUGUAUGGCACACCAAGACAUCAGAUGCCUUAAAAAAUGUAAUAUAUAGUGUUUAAGAGUUGUUGUUUUUUCCUUUCAACAUGGCAUUUACUGACAGUAAAAAAAGAAUCAUGGCCUUAUUCACUUCAGUUCAUUAACAUUAACAAGGAAGAGUAUUAGGGCCACAUGUAAAAAAAAUUAA
Solea senegalensis (Senegalese sole) is the source of this 3772-nucleotide messenger RNA. RefSeq names its product G-protein coupled receptor 26-like. Gene Ontology annotation, molecular function: G protein-coupled receptor activity. The coding region runs from base 209 to 1219 and encodes 336 amino acids. The record is from RefSeq and is a predicted model, not a curated record. Gene Ontology annotation, cellular component: membrane. NCBI's taxonomy places the organism in Eukaryota, Metazoa, Chordata, Actinopteri, Pleuronectiformes, Soleidae. The transcript is spliced from 3 exons. Gene Ontology annotation, biological process: adenylate cyclase-activating G protein-coupled receptor signaling pathway.